CUUUCGAAAAAAUUGUGACAUCGUUUCUGCGUUGUUUUUAAAGUUUUUCUGAAGAGGAAAAAUUGACGCGGCGAUAUUCUUUACUAGAAUUAGAAUAGUAAAUGUGACACAGGCUUAGGUGGGUAGUGGUACAGGCAGAACUUAUUCCGAUUAUCUGGAAAACCAUUUCAAGUCAUGCUAGUUAUAACAAAAAGUCAUCGUGUAUGCAUAGGCCAGCGUAUGCCACAGGCAUCAGUAUGGAGUUACGCCCAUCACGUGAAUGGUUUCGGUAGAAUAAUUAUGCCAGAAAUAAUUAUGCCAGAACAGUGGCAAAUCGCCAACGUAUAAACAUCAGUCUUCGCUGCAAGCUGGUGCCUGUUGAGCAAAUCCGCACGUACGUGGAUGUACUGUACAUACCACACAUGUUCCUACCUCCAUGACUCGACCCAGGACCUAAUACGACACCGAAUGACCCUUGCACUGAAAACACCGAAUCCCCCACGUCAUCGAGAAGGCUCGCGCAGAUGUCGCAUUAAAAGCAACAAGUGUACACCAACCCGUCACAUACCAGAAUACAACGGGACCGUGGCGUGGUGUAUAUAGACAGUAUACAAUCUUCAUGGUAGACAGUUUUGCUGGUAUGCGUAUGCAUACAUUAUACACCAGUAAACAACUGGACUGUGUACAGUUGGUGUCCCAAAGAGCUCGCUGAUACUAGAGGUUUCGUUGGUGUAUACUCAAGCCACAGGAGCCGGCCAGUGCUUUUCAAUCACGAACGUGCGCUAACACCAUCCAAAUCCUCUGAGCGGGUUCAUUGGAGUGCAUCCCCCUAUUCAUAGCCGCGGCGAUGUGUGUGUACAAAACAGCAGCCCCAAUCACAGGAGCUGAAUGGAAGUUGUGUUGAACACCAACCGAGUACUGCAUAAUACAUGUACAUACCAAAGUGUUUUAUAUCGCGGAACCGCGUGGGCUAAUGACUGUACGUAUUGAAGUACCAAUGGAUACGCAGUUUCAGCGGCCAAAUGCCUUAUAAAUCACCGGCGACCUUGCUUGGCAUUUCGUCUCAGAGGACCUUAAGAAAUGAUGUCAGUAAACGGUGCAAGCCUGUGUACGUGUACCACGCGACAUGGAUAAAGUUGGAACUGCUGGAAAAUGAACAGAGUUUCUUCGAAUGAGUGGCCCUCUUUCAGGCCCCAUACAACACCCCCUUUUCUGGACCCUGAUGCUAAUAUUACUGAUGAGGCUGACUUCAGUUCAGGUGACAAGGAAGUACAACUGCUUGGGUGUGGAACUGGGGAUGGUUUAUUAAGGAUUGACGAUCGUGGGAACUAUCUCCGUAGUUCACUGCUCCCCCAGGACAAACUCUGCUCUACGGGCAUUACGAAUACACGUGGUACGAGUAACGGCAUCAUCAGCGACCAUUCAGUGAGUUGUGGUAUCAGUGACCGCGGUGGUACGGGGGAUCAUCCUCGGCAAAUCACGGCCAGGCAUGAUUGGAACGCCAGGAACGGGGGCCAGCGUGAGGGAACAUCGCCAGAAGGAGGCUCGCUAUCAGACGGUUGGAUCGGCCAGCAUCAGACGAUACCGGCCGCUGUGUCUGGUAUCAACCAGGAGCAAUCGGGUUAUGUCAAUGUCUCAUCAUCCCAUUUGUCUUCGCUGAUUGGACGUAAACAAGACACAGACAUACGAGAACUCUACGAUUUGAUAUCGGCCAACACGAUGGCGACCAAUAGCUCUAGGAGGUAUAAUUCCCGCAGUAAUAACCAGAUGGAUUAUGUGUAUCAUCCUCGGCAGAAUGGAAUACUAGCCGAGGAAGAUGAGGACGAGGAUUAUGUUGACUCUGACCGAGAUGAGGACAGUUUGGUCCAUCUUCACCUCAGGGCCCAACAUGAGCAGGAAAUCACGGCCAUGUUUCAGCCCCCUGCGCAAUGCAUGGACUCAUCUAUGUAUGAAACCUACGAUGACCUGUCCUCUCUGAUAGGUGCCGAUUUGUCUGGGGAUAACUUCGUCGUCAGUCUGAGUAGCGAGGAGCUUAACGCUAACAAUUCCAGCUCUGCAUCCAGCUGCGGUAUACUCGACUUGCGAGACACCAAAUUGAACAAGCGGCUCGCAAAAUCUACAGAAUCCAUCCCCACGAACGUGGAUUCGGAGGGACGGAAACGCUCGGCAAGCGAUAGCGAGCCGCUGCAACGAUCACGCAGCCUGGAGAGUUUAAACUUUCUGCCGGGUAGUUCAUCGUCAGUGGCGCCGUCACCCGACCCUGCGCCAUCAACACGCGGAGAAGCGGUAAAUAAUAAUAAUAAUGCAAGCAGCGAGAAUAAUGCAUGCAGGUCGGCGGCGCGGAGCGCCUGCGCGAAGCGCCGAUUAAUUACGACGGAUACGAGCAUGCGAGAGAGUGACGAUAUCACAGAAGAGGUCACAAUAGAGCAGAGAGACGCUGAACGGACACCCAUAGAACGAUCAUUCGCAGAGGAGGUGCGAUUGUGUGCCUUCCCUGUUUACAUCCCACCUGCCGUGGAUAGGAUGUAUCAUCAACACCAGCGGGUCCCCUCGCCCCUCAUCGAGAUGGAUGAAGACGAGGAGGAGGAUGAAACAGGGACAACAGCACAAGGAGGAAAAGCAGUGGACAAGGGGAAACAUAAGGAGGUCACGAGUGGUAAUGAAGACAAAGCAGCACCGCCAAAGCCACGGCGAGGUGAGGAACGUAGUAUCCCGUCCGAGGAAGAAACAACCAAUGAGAUGAUCAAGAUGGUGUCAUCACCGUCAUCGUCAGCAGCAUCCUCUCCCGCGGAGAACCCCGCCACUGUAAAAGACACCAAGGAGCAGAUAUUAAAGGAGAGCGAAACAAAUGAUAAACCGAGGACAGGUGAUGUUGACACGGGAUCCAAGAUGGCGGCCACCAACGUGAACGUGCCGCAGAUCGUGGAGACCCUCGUGGAGGACGAUGAAGACCACGAAGGGGAACGGAUAGUCCUCCAACUCCAAUCCCGUUUAAAUGCCGUGGAACAAUUGGCUCAAGAUCUCUCAGACCAGAAUGCCAAACUCCAAGAGGAGCUAACAGAGAUGCGUCUAGAGGUCGAGGAGUCCACAGAUAAAUACCGAGAGGGAGGGGAGAUAGAGGAAUAUCGGGAGAUGAAGAUGGAGCUGGAUCGAGCCGUAAGAGACUGCCGCGUCUUCCAGUACCGUCUCCGGAAAGCCGAGAGAAAGAACGAGGAGUUUGAGCAAGAUCGGCUGCAGUUGGAGGAACGUCUCAGAGCCACCUCGGCCGGAAUCCCCGCCCCAUCGGGCCUAAGCUCCUCCCGGAGUUCUGGGGACUCCUCCCCUGCCGAUGAGCCUCGGCUGGGAGAGGUUGCUGAGCUUCAGCAGGAGCUGAGGACGGCCAAGGAUGUCUCCAUAAGGCUGCACCAAGAACUGGAGAUGAUCGAGGAGAAACGUGCCAAGACGGAGGAGGAGUGCCAGAUUCUGAGGAGGAAACUUGUAGACUCGGAAAAUACCCGGAAGGAGAUGAAACGAGAAUUGGAGAAGACGCGAAUAGAGGUAAGGAUAAUUUUAUGGCAUCUCACUCCUUUGGAUGAUUUUUUUACUGACACAGUAUGGUUAGUUAUUAGGAAGUAGGUGCUUUCACUAGAGUUAAAAAGUCGACAAUCUUCUUUAAAAAUAGCAAAGCUGGUGAAUUGGAGAAAAGUUUACAGUAGGUUUUUUUAUGAUAAAAAAUGCCAUGCAGAUUUGCUCUGAACCUUGAGGUUUUUUUUUAAAUCCAUUAUAGAAAAGUUGGUCCGCUAUACUGCAAAAAACCAAAAUCCACAAGGAAAGCUGCAUUCCCAUCAGUUUAAAUUCCUUUAAAAAUAUGUUAAUAAAUAUUGAAACUAAUCUUUACCACCUAACGUCAUCAAAACCUGUACCAGCAAAAAUCUUCACUCGGAUAAUAAAAGACUACAUAAUUUUUUUACCAAUCAUUGCCUGUGUACGAUUUCAAAUGCCUUACGAAUAUCAAACAGUAGUUAUCAUUGGUCACUGCACUAUCCACAACAUUCUCCUCAUGUUUGACAGCGACACAUGGUUCUCUGAAUUUACUGGUGUUAAUUCCACCCAGAUAACCAUGGUUCGUAUUCGACAAAAAGCAAAGUGAUCUCUGAAACAGAUGCAACGUUGAACAUGAUUCACCGUGACAGAGAAUGAGUUUGCACAUACUGAAUUAA
This is a messenger RNA of Patiria miniata (bat star), 4178 nucleotides long. RefSeq lists its product as uncharacterized. The coding region runs from base 1132 to 3594 and encodes 820 amino acids. NCBI's taxonomy places the organism in Eukaryota, Metazoa, Echinodermata, Asteroidea, Valvatida, Asterinidae. The transcript has a single exon. The record is from RefSeq and is a predicted model, not a curated record.